Molecule: messenger RNA, 597 nt
Organism: Aspergillus ibericus CBS 121593
Lineage: Eukaryota; Fungi; Ascomycota; Eurotiomycetes; Eurotiales; Aspergillaceae
Exons: 1
Coding region: 1-597 (198 amino acids)
Source: RefSeq, a predicted model, not a curated record
AUGCCACUCUACAAGGUAUACCACUCCUAUCCCUUGACAGACGAACAGCGUCAAACUCUCGCCACUGCCAUUACCAAUCUACACUGUGAGACAUUCACCACUCCAUCUUUCUUCGUUCACAUACGCUUCAUCCCACACGAUGCAAGAGACGGCAACUAUUUCAUGGCCGGUCGGCCUCGCCUCACCAACUCCAACCAUAUAGUCGGCAUUGUCCGUACAUCGCCAGCUCGACCCAAUUCCGCUUUCGACGCUCUUGCAGCGAAGAUUGAAUCCGCAUGGUAUGAGGCGGUCCAUAGUCAGCUAGGUGAGGGACUGGAGGAGAAAAAUGCUACCGAUAGAAAGAGGCUUCUCCUGGUCAUGUUCACGCCGAUGAUCACCAUCCGCGAAGGAGGUAUGGCCAUCCCGGAGGCUGAUCAGGAGGACAACUGGCUCACGAAGCAGCUGCUUUUCAUCAGGCAGAUGAGUGAGGAGGGACUGGACGAUUUUACCGAAAUGCUCCGAGAAAUCCAGGAGAGGGAGGACCUGAAAGGAUUAGUCUCGAAUUGGGCGUCAUGCGUGACACCCGUAUUCUGUCAAUCACGAGUCUACGCCACUUGA